This is a messenger RNA of Purpureocillium lilacinum, 1326 nucleotides long. RefSeq lists its product as uncharacterized. Lineage: Eukaryota; Fungi; Ascomycota; Sordariomycetes; Hypocreales; Ophiocordycipitaceae. Gene Ontology annotation, molecular function: catalytic activity. The record is from RefSeq and is a predicted model, not a curated record.
AUGUCCAGCUCUGUGAGAUCGUCACUCGCUCAAAGCCGCGGCAAAAUCCGUCUGGUGGAGGCCCAUGACCAUACAUCCAGUGACCUCGUGAGGAAGACCGUCAGCAAUGAUGGCGAAAUGUUCCAAGGGAUCUGGAUCAGCGGCCUCACACAGACCACGUAUCUGGGCAUCCCCGACACCGAAAUGAUAACGCCGCUGCAACGGGCCUCAUUGAUUACAUUCGCCGGCGUGGGCCAUCAUGAAGGAUCCCGCAAACUCUGUUGGGCAUUUGACGCCGACAGCGGUGGCCCGAAGACCGAGGUCCCAGCUCUGGUUGCGAAGCUGUUGAGCUUGGGUAUAUCUAUGGCGGUAAUCGAGGACAAAGAAGUCUCACAGCCUGGUGCAAAAGUCAACUCGCUUGCUGCUUCGUCCGCCUCGCAAGGCCAAGCAAACAUGUACGACUUCUCAAAGGUUAUCACAACGUUCAAAGAGGCGGCGAUCGCGGAAUUCAUGGUGACGGCCAGGAUUGAGAGCUUCACCACGCGCACAGCCAAGAAUGAUGCGGGCGAGGAGAUGGUGUCCGUUCGUGCCGCCCUUGAAGACGCCCUCACACGCGCCCAAGUUUACUGCGCCGCCGGCGCGGACGCAAUCAUGAUUCACAGCAAGAGCAAGCAGCCUGAUGAGAUUCUGGACUUUAUCAGGCGUUUCCGUGUCAGAAACCGCCACACACCCGUGGUUGUAGUGACGACGACGUAUUCGACGACGCCUGAGGAUGUCUUGUACAGCGUCGGCGCCAAUGUCAUCAUUUAUGCCAACCACCUGAUGAGGGCCAAGAUCAAGGCUGCAAACUUGGUCUCCAACCGUAUUCUCGCGACUAACCCGGGGCUGUUUACCCCCGAACCCUUCCUGGAAAGAUGCGCAUCCGUUCACAAUUUCGGCUGCCUUCUGGCCAGGAUCUUGGAAAUGGAGCAUAGAGAUGAGAAGAUUGCACAGUACGGCAAAGAGGUACAACGCGCGACGGCUGAAUGCAUGCAAAUUGUUCUGACGAGACUUCUGGAUUCUAAAAGAUCUGGAGGAGCCGACGAACACAUCACCUCUGUCGCGGAUCUACUCCGCAUCAACGGCUCGCAAGUCACCUUCCGUUUGGGAUCGGCCUCAUGGCCCGGACCUGGCGUCGAGAGUUUGUCGGCAUCAGGGCAGCGCGGGGAGGACAGUGAAAAACACAGCUGGUAUAGCAAUGGAUGGCUAGCGGCGGUUCAGGACGCAUUCACAGGUCGAAUCAUGAUGUGCUUCACCCGAACGAAGGCGGGGCGCUCGAUGAGGCAACAGGGAAGCAAGGACGUGUGA